AUGGCCCCUCAAACCCCUACUCACCCGAAAGCCCCUUUAAAAAUCCUGAUGCUUCACGGUUACACCCAAUCAGGACCCUUAUUCCAUGCCAAAACCCGUGCGCUGGAAAAACACCUCAAAAAGUCCUUCCCCCUCCAUUCAGUCUCCCUCUCGUACCCAACGGGACCCCUUCACCUUUCUCCGUCAGAUAUCCCAGACUUCCAACCCUUCUCUACCCCAAGCGCAGAGGCUAAUGACACCGACCAACCUGAGUGCUUCGCAUGGUGGAGACGCUCCAACACAGCAAACCCACCCGAAUACCAAGGGCUAGAUGAGGGCCUUGAAACGAUUGCACGCGUGUUGGCUGACGAAGGCACCUUCGACGGUGUCAUCGGAUUCUCACAGGGAGCAGCUUUCGCGGCGAUGGUGGCGAGUCUGCUCGAGCCGGGACGCAAAGGCUCUUUUGAAUACUUUGCCGAUAUGGCAAAUCAUGAAUCCUCAAUAUCUUCCUCCAGUGCUGGAGAUCCUGUCACCGGCAUCCCUUUCCCUACCUCUUUCGACAAGCUGACGCAUCCACCCUUUAAAUUCGCCAUAUGUUAUUCUGGCUUCAUUGCGCCGGGUGCGCGGUAUCGAGCCUUUUACGAUCGGCCGAGAAUCCAGACACCCGUGCUGCAUGUGCUGGGUAGUUUGGAUGGUAUUGUCGAGGAGGACAGGAGUAGGAUGUUGAUCGGUGCCUGCGCGGGGGAUGCAGAGAAAGAAGGGAAGGUGAUUUGGCAUCCUGGCGGGCAUUUUUUGCCCAGUCAAAGACCGUAUUUGGAUGGGGCGGUUAACUUUGUUAGGGAGUGUUUGGAGAAACAGACUGUGGAUGGGUUGAUAGAAGAGAAGGUGGAGGAUAUGGAGAUGCCGUUUUAGAUAUGGUAACUCUCUGACGUGGGAUUGUAUUAUGGAAUACCCUCCAUGAUUUUUUUCUCUUCUUUUGAGAGUGGGGACUAGCUUGUGUACAAUGACUAGAAAAA
Messenger RNA from Histoplasma capsulatum G186AR, 995 nucleotides. RefSeq names its product dihydrofolate reductase. The record is from RefSeq and is a predicted model, not a curated record. Lineage: Eukaryota; Fungi; Ascomycota; Eurotiomycetes; Onygenales; Ajellomycetaceae. Gene Ontology annotation, cellular component: nucleus; cytoplasm. Bases 1 to 891 code for a protein of 296 amino acids. The transcript has a single exon.